AGUGACGGACUUAACAUCUGCCUGGACUGACUGAGCGCGCUCAGUGUGGCUGUUUGUGGAACUUCCGCCUAGAUAAAGUCAUCCUUCAUAUAUUUACUUUUUUGGGGUCUGAUUUUUGUCGCAAACGUUCGAAAUGGAUUCCGAUGCUGGUUCCACGUGCAGCCGCUCCUCCUCCCCGGACCUGGUGGUGGACGACUCUCCUGGAAGGUUCUUCUCCAACAAGAUGUUCCAGAAAUACUGCAGUGACGACGCAGCCGACAGCCAAGCGGGUCACAGCAGGAUGGAGCACUGCGGCGGCGCCGGGAAGAACAAAAACAGAUCUGAGCUGAGCAAAGAGGAGAUGCAGGACCUGAGGCUGAAGGUCAACAGCCGGGAAAGGAAAAGGAUGCACGACUUGAACCAGGCCAUGGACGGCCUGCGGGAGGUCAUGCCGUACGCUCACGGACCCUCGGUCCGCAAGCUGUCCAAGAUCUCCACUUUGCUGCUGGCGCGCAACUACAUCCUCAUGCUGUCCAGCUCCUUGGAGGAAAUGAGGAAACUGGUCGGGGACGUCUAUGGAGGCGGCGCGGCUGCCCAGAACCGCCCCACGAUUCCCACCACAGCCACGUCUGCCCAACUCUCGCUGCAUCCUCUGGCCCAGUCCCUGCAUCCUCUGGUGGGCAGCACACCUGCUGCCCUGCAGCACCACUCACCUUCCACCUCUUUAGCUGCGGCGCCACACUCCCCUCCAUCAGCCAGCUUUCUUGGGUUCCACGCUCCACUUCAGGGCCUCCUGAAGGAGCCGCUCCACCUGAGCACCUCCUACAGGCACUUCCCCGGGAUGCCGUGCCCGUGCACACUCUGCCAGCCUCUGCCCACCACUACCUCCACGUUGCACAGCUUGUCUAUGAACAAGUGACCUCAGAGAACUGAACCCAACAGUUCGGAUUA
This is a messenger RNA of Oryzias melastigma (Indian medaka), 930 nucleotides long. RefSeq names its product oligodendrocyte transcription factor 4 (gene olig4). Bases 134 to 898 code for a protein of 254 amino acids. Gene Ontology annotation, molecular function: protein dimerization activity. The record is from RefSeq and is a predicted model, not a curated record. The transcript has a single exon. NCBI's taxonomy places the organism in Eukaryota, Metazoa, Chordata, Actinopteri, Beloniformes, Adrianichthyidae.